This is a messenger RNA of Saccostrea echinata, 594 nucleotides long. RefSeq lists its product as uncharacterized. The transcript is spliced from 4 exons. The coding region runs from base 1 to 594 and encodes 197 amino acids. The record is from RefSeq and is a predicted model, not a curated record. Lineage: Eukaryota; Metazoa; Mollusca; Bivalvia; Ostreida; Ostreidae.
AUGUUAUUAAAUGCAGGACAUUUACAAGACGGAUAUUCUAAAUUGAAAUACGGUUACAGGUUGGAUAGAAAAAUGAUUAACUCUUUCACUGGGUAUAGUAUUCUAGAUUGUGUAGAAGAGUGCCUAAGGACCACGCGAUGUAAGUCUGUUAGUUAUUAUAAAGGAGCAAAUUACUGUGAAAUUAAUUAUGAAAACAAAACAACUGCUCCAGAUAGAUACGAACAGGACACAGGGUGGAUUUAUAGCGAGAAAGAACAUUGGGACAAGAAUAUCACAGGAGCUUGUAUGAAUGCAAAUUGCUUGGACAAUCAGAAAUGUAAUUCGUUGCCAUUCGGUAAAUAUGAAUGCAUUCCGUCAGAUUGUGGUAUUCCUUAUGUGGAAGGAGCUGAUAUAAAUAGUUCAGACAGAUGGGAUGCAAUUGGGAUCCGGAGACAGAUGCAUCUUAAAUGUUACAAAGAAUUUAAACAAACUGGAUCAGGAAUUCUCAGUUGUCCUACAAGUGGAAUAUGGACAGCGGAUCUAAGAUGUGGUACUUUCCAAAUAAUAUUUAAUGUUGAUGCAAACAAUACAGCCCCAGUAAUUUUAAGUCUUUGA